Messenger RNA from Rhodotorula toruloides NP11, 174 nucleotides. RefSeq lists its product as uncharacterized. The record is from RefSeq and is a predicted model, not a curated record. The transcript is spliced from 2 exons. Lineage: Eukaryota; Fungi; Basidiomycota; Microbotryomycetes; Sporidiobolales; Sporidiobolaceae. The coding region runs from base 1 to 174 and encodes 57 amino acids.
AUGACUCGCCCGAACCCUGCACCGUCUCCUUCUCGAUCUGCUACUCGCCGAGCUACGCAGUCCCGGUCCUCUGGUUCGAAGCGCACAAAGCCUCCGGCGCACCCCUCACGCUCUCAGACUUACGCACUUCAACAAUCUUCCACUCCUUCCCCUCCCCCUCGUCCGCCUCACUAG